Messenger RNA from Dendrobium catenatum, 510 nucleotides. RefSeq lists its product as uncharacterized. Bases 1 to 510 code for a protein of 169 amino acids. The transcript has a single exon. NCBI's taxonomy places the organism in Eukaryota, Viridiplantae, Streptophyta, Magnoliopsida, Asparagales, Orchidaceae. The record is from RefSeq and is a predicted model, not a curated record.
AUGGAAGCUGUACUAUCUGGGGGACCAUGGUUUGUAAAUGGUCAUAUAAUUGGCAUGGAGAGAUGGAUGCCGAAUUUUUUACCUUUGACGAUGAAAGUUUUGACUUCACCUAUUUGGGUUAGGAUGCCCCAUCUACCUCUUCAUUGUUGGGAUGAGAAGAAUACAACAAGAAUUACUUCUAUGAUUGGCAAUCAACUAAUGAUGGAUGGAAAUAUGUUUCAAUGGGGAAGGAGGGAGUUUGCAAGGGUGUGUAUGAGGAUUGAGAUUGACCAAAGCCUUCCAUUAGGUGUUUGGGUGGAAAGUAUUUCGGGAAGGUUUUUUCAAAAGGUUGAAUAUGAAAAAAUUUCUUCCUUUUAUUUUCAAUGUGGUAUGAUUGGACAUGUUAAAGGUGAUUCUAUCAAAACAAAUUCUAUCCAGGAAAAUGUGAAGCUGUCUAACAGUAAUGAUGGUUUGGCUUCUGAUGUGGGAAAGAAGAUUGAGGAAGUUGAUGCAGCUUCUUAUGGACCAUGA